CUUGUACACGAAAGUAAAAAGGUCCGCCCCUUUCUUCUCCUGAAAUGCGAAAAGUUCAAACAGUGAACACCUUUUUCUGUCUUCCUCGUGAGAUUUUCUUCUUUUUAUUCUUUGUAAUUGUGGACGUCAUAAGAUGUGAUAAGAAAACGUUUAAAUGUUGUAAAACUAUGUGGCUAGCACUUAAGUCCAAACCUAACUCGACUGCAUGUUAAGAAAACGUAGAAAGGAUCUGGCUCCCUGGGGUGUAAUGUGAUGAGAACGAGGAGAAAAGAGUGGCCUGGUUGUGAUGGCGCUACGGAAGGGGGCUGGAGUUUCGGAGCUGUGCAGGGAAGGCGAUGAGCUCCUGGGGGAAGGAGAGCCAGAGAGAGCCACCGCUCUCUACGUCGCUGCCUUCGGGACGCACGCCGGCUCCACCCUGUCUCACGUGAGGGGGCUGGGGGCGGCCAGGUUGGCGGGGGUGAUUUCCACUCUGGAAGCCUGGCUGGAUGGCCGGGGGGAUGCCAGUGGCGCCGGAGAGGGCCUCAACAAAGGCCUGGCAGCUGUGUUCCUGUCAACGCUCAGCCCCAACAACCUCGCCGCUUCCCUGUACAAGAUGGAGUCCGUCCUCCUGGGCGGCGGCCAGUGCUGCGAGGAGGUUGCUGUGCGCUGCUCUGCCCUGCUGGAUGGAAACGGUGUUCCCCAGGUGGAAGGUUCCGCGCGCCUGACCCUGGAGCUCACCAGGGCCCUAGCCUGCUUGCUCUCCCAGCCCCACAGCCCCACGGGCCCACUCCUCUACCUCAGGGCUUUCCGAGAGAACGAGGCGGAGACUGGGAGACUGCUGAAGAGCAGGCAGGCGCUGCACCUGCCCAGGAUAGUGAAAGCCUUCCUGCAGUACCUGGUGCAGCUGACCCCUGCGUCCCAAGGCGAGAACGAGGCUCGGGAAGGGGCGCGGCCAAGCGGGCCGCCGGACCCGGCACCCUCCUCCGAAUGCAUGCGGUUCCUGGCGUCUGUGUGCCCAGAGGACACGCGUGUGCAGGAAGUGCGGGCGGCAAUGUUGCUCCACAAGGGCAGGUUUGAGGAGAGCGCUGAGGCCUACUCCCGGGCCCUGCAGGGGGGCGGGACGUGGACAGAGACGCCCCCGGUAGCGGAAAAGACGGCCCCCGACUCGCUGCCGCCGGAGAGGAAGGGCUGUCUCCUGGUCGGCAGGGCUGCCGCCAGCUUCAUGGCAGGCGGAAGGGCGACCGAGGCCUGCAGGGAUCUGGGGCAGGCCUUUGAGAUCCACCCUGCCGCCGCCAGGCUGCACUUCCAGAGGCUGUUCUCUGACAGCGGCACGGCGCAGGCGGCUCGGGCGCAGCUGCGGCAGCAGGCCGAGAGGGCCCUGUCGGAGCACAGGGAGGCCGUUUUGGCGCGCCCCGACCUGCGCUCCUCCAUGGGUGCGGAGCAGCUGGACCCCGUGAUCGCGCAGCUGCGUGCGCUGUGCCACCUGGAGCCGGGAGGGGGCAGCAGAGAGCUGAGGGUGCGCCUGGCUGACUGCCUGCUCCUCCGCGGGGAGUUCAAGGAGGCCCUGUCCAUCUGCAGCCAGCUGGCUGCCGCGGCCUCCCCGGCCGGGCAGAGCUACCAGAACACCGUGCACGUGCUCCGGGGCUACGCGCGCCUCCUCUCCGACGACCAUCAGGGGGCGGCGGAGGACUUUCAGGCGGUGAUCGAGCACAGCGCCCCCCACCCGUCCAGCUGCGUGCGCGCGCUCUGCGGCCGGGGGCUCCUGCGCAUGCUGGCGGGGUCGCCCUACCUGACGGCCCUGGACUACGUGACGGCCAGCCGGCUUCAGCCGCAGGACGCCGCGCUGACCGUGCGCUGUCUGGUGCCCUGGAACCGACGGGGGCUCCUCUGCACCGUGCUCCUGGAGCAAGGCCGGGUGAUGCUGGAGGGGCCUCAGAACCAGGACCCCGCCCCAGGCUCCCCUCUGCAGCAGGGACAUCAACCCCCACCCACACAGGGGAGAGAGAGCUGCUCCACCAACAAAGAAGAGACGGCCGUUGGAGUGCACGCCCUGGCCGUUCUCCUCGCGGAGCUGGAGCCUGGCGCGGACGGGCCGCAGAUCCUGGCGGCCGAUUCGCUUUACUGCCUGGGCAGAGUGGAGGAGGCGCACCGCCUCCUGCUGUCCAUCGGGAAGAGCUCCCCGCGCUCGCCCGUCCUCGCCCGCCUCGCCAUGCUGCAGCUCCACCGCGGCUUCCUCUACGACGCCAACCAGCUUUUGAAGAAACUGACCCAGUGCGGUGAUACCAGCUGCUUGCGCCCCCUGCUGACGGUGGCGUCGCCGGAGGACCGGGCGCUGCUGCAGAGGCACUGCCACGCCGCCGCCAGCCGCAUCCUGGAGAGCCAGCGGGAGGAUGCGGGCGUCAGGGAGGCCGUGGCCUACCUGUCCAUCGCCAUCAUGGCUUCUGGUGGUGAGGCGACGGAGUCUUUGUUGGCGAGGGCCCGAUGUUACGUGCUUCUGGGCCAGCGUAAGACCGCCAUCUUUGACUUCAGUGCCAUCCUUAAGGAGCACACUGAGCAUGUGCAGGCUCUGUGUGGGAGGGGCUUCACCUACCUCAUGCUAAACCAACAGAAGGAAUGCACCAGAGACAUUUUGGCAGCUCUCCAGGUGGACUGUAAUGCAGUCACUCAGGAUAUCCUGUCCCUGAAGGACACAGGCAGAAAGCUUGUCUGCGAUUGGCUGCAGAAGUACUGCAGGGCCAAUCUCUCUGACGUCAUAGCGGCCAAUCCAGUUCCCUGCAAGGAGGAGCACCUAAGAGAAGCCUUUCUGAUUGGUGGGGCCCUAAUGAAAACUGAUUCCAGAGACCCCAGAUGGCAUCUCCUGUACGUAGACACCCUGCUUGCCAAAGGUGCGGUGAAGGCAGCAGCUGCUCACCUGGGCCAGGUCUUUGGCCAGGAGCCUCGGGAAGCAGCCGCCCAGGCCAGGUGGGGGGUGGUGGAGUCAUGGCAGCAGAACUUUGGAGCUGCAGGCAGGAGGCUGAGCAGAAUCGCAGAGAGAGACUCUUCCACCCUGGACUUCCUGCUGGAUCUGAUCACUUCAGCUCACAGGGGUCUCCUUGCACAGGCCGCUGCUCGGGAGGCGGAGCAUGUGUCUGAGCAUGGCCAAUGGGAGGCAGCGCUGGCUCUGCUGACGGUGGCAGUGGGGGCAGGAGGGGAGGGGGAUGUCCAGUUCUACCGGCAGCGGGCGGCGUGCCUGUCACGGCUGGGCCUCCACGAGCGCGCCGUUUCCGACCUGGACCGGGUGGUGCGCGGCCACGGCGAUGGGGCGGAGCCUGAGGCGCGGGCGGCGGACCUGUGCCGGCGCGGCCGCGGCCUGGUGCUGUGCUCCCGCGAGGAGGCGGCGCUGGAGGACUUCGCCCAGGCGCUGGAGCUGCACCGGGACCACGCCCUGCGCUGCGUGGAGGCGGGGCUUGGGAGGCCGCGGCUGGCCGACUGCUUCCUGCGCGGCGCCCUGCGGCAGUACGGGGAGCGGCAGCUGGGCGGGGCGUGGCGCCUGGCCGAGUGCGGGCUCAGGGUGGACGGCGGCCACGCCAAGCUGCGCCGGCUGAGGGCCCGCCUCAAGCGCGAGUUCAGCGGCUCCUGCAUCGUGCACUAGCGCCGGCUGCGGCGGCGGCGACCGCGGCCCCGCGGGGGGAGGAACGCGUCGGACGCAGGGGCGGGGCUUCGGCUGCUCCGGGCCGUAAAUAUCCUGGUGGCCAGGCCGUUAAUCAGAGCGGGGCGGUGACCGCUGGACGACAGCGUACCGGGGACAAGGGAGCGUACGUCUGCCCAGACGGCGGCUAGCUGACAGCUCGUCCCCGGGCCCGCCGCUCGUUUGGGGGCGGCUUCCUGCCUGGCGGACGGCAUCUCCUCGUGUCCCCGACCCGGUGGCCAGCGCGGCGCUCACAGCCGCUCUGUCACACGCUCCCUGGUUACAGAAAUCCUUCACGGCACCGCCAAAAAACACCACAGCAGCAACUGAAGGCCCAGAGCCCGUCAGAGCUCCCCUGUGGAGUCAGACUGGUGAGACGUAUCAGUGUGUCUGUCAUCACUGAGAGUGCCCUAGUAGACACGGUAAAGCUGGCCUCGGCCACAUCUGAUAACAUGCAUGGUAUUAAAGUUGUCUUCCAUGUGCUGUUGUGUCCUCCAGGGGGCAUGGACGUAAUGUGAGUGCAGAUUGGGAAGUUUGGGCUAGCUGGGCUGAGUAUUCAUAGCUUUGGGUCACGGCAAGGACUCUGGCUUCACGAGCAUGCACACAGUUCACACUGUGAUUGGCUGCUCAUUUACGAAACAGAGAUGCUUGAUAUAAGAGCGAAAAUCACAUAAGAAUUCCACUGUGCGGUGCAGAUAAAUGAGACUCAGUUUCAAUUGCUACCAUUUCGCCUACAUACAAUCUCCCUUCAUGUAACCACCCCUCAGUACCAGCUCAAAUAAGAUUCCAGGGCUUUUAACACACUUCUGCAAACUCGUCCCCCAAAGACAUCGUUUAAUGAAAAAGCUUUCAGUGCUUCUUUUUUUUUUUUGUUGUUUUUUUUUUCUCAUUUGUGAUUCGUUGAGAGCGUUCAGUCACCACCUGGGCAAGCAGAAACACGAACAGGCAUAUACUCUGAACAUCUAAUAAAUCCCUAAUUAUUGAAUUAGUUACCCUAGCAGCAGUGUGUAAUUACUGCAGAGGCGUUCUUUGGGAACAAACAGCAGGGGCCUCUCUGUAUCCUGGUUGAUGGGAGACAGAAGAAAACAGGGCUUUUUUUUCCGAGAACCGUCUUUAAACGGAAAAAAGCCAGGUUCUUAGAUAAAUGGCAAUACCAAGGAUGCGAACCCCUUUUUUACUUUUAAACAUACUGCAAUGAUUUAUUACACAGAAUUGCAGUGCUGCCCUGGUGUUUACAAGGAACGUUAAGCUCUGUUGUCAGUAGAUAGUGCUAUAAUCAGGAAUCUAAUAAGGGCCCUCAAUAUGCAUAGCUUGUGCAUGCAAUAUGCAUAGCUUGCAUAGCCUCAUUAGCAUAAUCCUUCUGUGUGACGCAUAAAUCUGGCCAUCACAAGGGCUGUGCUCUUUCGCCCAUCAUGUUUGUGUGUACUGAGCUAUUCUUUUCUGCAACCUACCAUUUUCCAGUAUUUUACCUUAAUUAGCCUUUUAAGGGAGUUUAAAAAAAAAUUCCCUCUGGAAUCACUGACAUUAGUUGUAAAGCCCAGUUUGACAACCUGUUUGUAAAUGAUGUGAUACAGAAAUGAAGGCAGAUUGAUUGAUGGACUAUUAGCCUUGAAACAAAGCCCCAUAGAGACUCAGUACUGAAACUAUUAUUACCCUCCUAUUAUGGUGCUCAACAGACUUCUUUCUUGCAACAAAUUAAGUGGCCCAACAAAUUAUUACAUUUUUAUUAGAUAGUCAGCAAAUUACUUUUUCUCCUGCAUUUUAUGGCAAUAUUGUAUAUUAAUAGAAGUGAAUACUGUGCAGCCAUACUUAACUGCAGUAUAUUCAUCGUCUUAAAUCAACAAAGAGCUGCACUUUACCUCGGCGUAUUUAAUUAAAGUUUUUAUUACAGUUUGAAAUCUGAGUGAGCUGAAACCCUCCUUCCAUAGACGGUGCUUUGCUUUGGUCAGGUAUGUACAGUAUUACUUCAUGGGGCUGCCAGCUGGAGUUGUCAGUUGUCAGUUGGUCAGUGCUGGAAUUCUGUCCUAUGGGGCGUGUCACUCUACCAAAGACUAGUGCUCAGAUAGAUAGAUAGAUAGAUAGAUACUUUUAUUUGUCCCCGUGGGGAAAUUGGUUUGCAGCAUAAUCACAAGGCAUUUCAUCAUAACGUCACAAAAAACACUAAUAGACAUACUCAAUACACAUACUUCACACAUUGCAAUAAAUUAGGUGUGAAAUAUAUAAAAAAUAGAAAUAAAAAUAGAUAGUUAAGAUGGGGGUAACUCCUGCCCAGGCCAGCUGGACAUCCUUUAUGACCAGGAAGGAGUGGUCAAAGUGCAUGGGGGAUGAAGUCCUAGUGCAUUACCCGUAGCCUAUGAGUGCUCUCUGAUGAUGAAGUUGUUUUUUUGACAACAAAUCGAGUUGAAUAAUUCUUUAUUCGACAGCCUACCAUGAACAUUACAGGAGUAAUGAAAGUAAUUCCUGUAUUCCUCUACAAUACAGUUAGGGGUUUGGGUUUUGGAAGAUAGUGGCAUAUCUAUGCAGUUUUUAAAGAAGAAAAUCAUUAUUUUAAAUUAGGCACUUACUGUUACCUCAAUUUAGUACAUAAAUAAAAAAAAUAAAUUUAAGGAUAUAAUUUGAGUGUAUUAUAUUAUAUAAUAUCUAAUAGAGUGGCAAUGGUAAAGCCCAUCAAAGAGGGGUUAUUAAUUUUAAUGGAAAUGUAUAGAAAUAUUGUGAGAAUUUCUCGUACCUGGAGUUGGUUGUUAAGCUUUUACCUCACUUAUAUAUUUUUACAAUGCAAUGUUUAAUAUGGUGGCUAAUAGCUUACCUAGCUUUUCUUGCUGUAAUACAGGCUGGUGAUGUUUCUGGAUAUGGUUACUUUAAUAGCUUGUUAAAAUAAUGUGAUUGCAUUUGUGGUUCUAGGACUCAUGGGAUAGCAUGGCUGACACAAGUUGAGGUGAAAUCCAAAGAGAUACACCAGCAUGAAGGUGCUCGUGAGGGUGCAUGCUGGUGUGCACUAAACCCAUGCAUAUAAAUGUUACUUCACUUGUGAGGGGACUUCGGUAAUUGCAAGUAAAAUGCUUGUUCUUUUUUGCUUUUUGGUACAGCUAUGGAGUACUGGUCACUUUAAAGACAAGACCUAGAAAACCUAGAACCAAUCGUCGCAGUUGUUUGUCUCAAGUUCUGCUCUUAAUUAUUUAAUAUGUUAAUUAUUUAAUAUUAUUUAAUAUGUCAAUCAUCUUGAGCUGACAUUUUCUACAACUGAAGAUUGCACCUACAGUGAGCUCCAAAAUGUUUGAAAAAAAGACAUUUUUUCUUCAUUUGGACUUAAUUUUAGAUUUGUAAUCAAACAAUCGACAUGUUAAAGUGCAUAUUCUCAGCUUUUAUUUAAGUGUUUUUUGGCUGGACCGCAAUAGCGGGGUCAGCCCUAUAAACGCGAAUGUCUGACUGAGUGAGUGAUGAAGUUACAUCAUUGGUCGACCCAGUUAUGAAGUUACACCAUUGGUCGGUCGGAUGAAGUGUGUUAGGUCCAGCCAUGUACUAGGUUUUGACCUGGUCUUGUUUUAAUAAACUUUGGUUUCACUUUGUAGAAAUUACAGCAUAUUUUAUACAUAGCCUGGUCUCAUCUGUCCACAAGACCUUUUUCAGAACUUUGCAGGCUCUUUUAGGUACUUCUUAGCAAAUCUUCUACAGACAGUAGUCACUGACGCAUAUGCACCAGCCUCCUGAAGAGUGUUUCUGAUCUCUCAGACAGGAGUUUGGGGUUUUUUCUUCAUUAUUAUAAUUUAUUAUCCAGAAACUGUCAUUCAGAGCAGAGGUGGGAAAGAAUGUGACUCUAACUGUUUCUGGAUUUCACUCUUGAUUAUUUAACCCUUACUCUUGAUUAUUUAAGCCUGAUCUCACAUUUUAGGUACAUUUCUUGACAGGCUCAUGAAUGACAGCUGAAGGUUGUUCUCCUGUCCCCAUAUAAAUAUUUUACUGUGGACUAACUGUGUUGAUGUGCACAGCUAAUCAUAUAAUUGGCCAGGCUAAUUGGUGGAAAGAAAAACCUGCAUAAACACCAGCCUUCCAGAAAGGGAACUGCCCACUUGAUCUAGAGCCUAUCAUUACAAGAUACUUUUAAAAGCAUUCCAUAUAACUGUAAGAAUCUGCAGGUACAGAGCACACAGCAACAGAUGCUAAAAUACAAGCAUGCAACUGUAAUUAUUUUUAGCAUACAUAUGAUAAUUAAAAACAAUUAUCACAUCACAUUAAUGUAUGCACAGAAUAUAACAUUGUAUGGAUAAUGUGUGGUCACCAUUUGAAAAUUAUUCAUGAGUAGUUUUCAUUAUCACUGAGGUUAAAUAUGGGUUUUUAACAUUAAAAAUGAAAUUAAUUUCUCGCAUAUCUAGAGGAAGUACAAGACCAUGUCUUUCCUUAUCAGUCAGUUGAAAUUGAGGAUGGGAAUACUUUCUCUAGACAACAGGAGGAUUGGAAAUCCAACAUAAACAUGGUACGUCAUUGUCCACUGUAAAAUGAUUAUUCUGUCAUUGAUGAUAUUGUUUCUGUGUUGGUUAAAUGCCUCCAGGAAUAUGAUUAAAUGCAUUGAUCACAAUGUCACCUCUGAAACAAAGGCUUCAUUGAAUUUCGAAUGAAUUCACAUGCAGAGAGCUUUUACACCAUUCUUAUCACAGAAAGACUGCUGUUGUUCUGUGACCACUGAGUCUGAAGUUCAGUUUUCUCUCUGUCUUUGACUGAAACACCUACAGAGUACUUCACAAAUAAUUUGAAGUGACUUGCGUGAUGAUGAAUGUAUUGUCUUUGAAUGUAAAAACUAAAUUCAUGACAUAAAUUCAUAAAUAAAAUCUAAGCUAAUCCUGA
Messenger RNA from Anguilla rostrata (American eel), 8485 nucleotides. RefSeq names its product tetratricopeptide repeat domain 34 (gene ttc34). NCBI's taxonomy places the organism in Eukaryota, Metazoa, Chordata, Actinopteri, Anguilliformes, Anguillidae. The transcript has 8 exons. The record is from RefSeq and is a predicted model, not a curated record. Bases 287 to 3610 code for a protein of 1107 amino acids. Gene Ontology annotation, molecular function: protein binding.